Molecule: messenger RNA, 3514 nt
Organism: Drosophila innubila
Lineage: Eukaryota; Metazoa; Arthropoda; Insecta; Diptera; Drosophilidae
Product: flocculation protein FLO11
Exons: 2
Coding region: 105-3221 (1038 amino acids)
Biological process (GO): regulation of transcription by RNA polymerase II
Cellular component (GO): nucleus; transcription regulator complex
Molecular function (GO): DNA binding
Source: RefSeq, a predicted model, not a curated record
GUGUUGGUAUCGUGCAACUUUCUCGCCAGUUUCGUGUAGUAAAGUGAAGUUAAAAUAAAAUUCCCACAAAGUGCUCGUUGGUGUACGUGCCCAGCUGUUGAAAAAUGUCAGUGUAUGGUUCGCCGAAUAGUCCAGCAUUUAAAUCAAACGUAAAACUAUGCCGCGCUAUUGAGAAACAAUCGAUUUUAUAUGAUCCAAAUCAUGAACAUCAUAGAAAAAGACUACCAUCAGAGAAUUGUUGGGACAUGGUAGCUGCGGAGACAGGAGUGUCGGUGGAUAAAUGUAAACGGCGCUGGCGUCAAAUCCGUGCAGACUAUGCUCGCUGGGUAAAUACGGACGAGCAGCGUCAUCGCGUCGGGCUGAAGAGGCCCACUUUCUACUUGGCCGAAGAGAUGAAGUUUUUGAAUCAGCACCUGUGUGUGUCUGAUGAAAAGGACCCGUUCGAGCGAGAGCGAGAUAGCACGAGCAAAGAGUCGUCGAUAGAAAAAGACUAUAAAGAUAAAGAGAAGGAUCACUCCGAGUCAUUCGAUGAUCAACCGUUGUCAAAGCUAAGACAGACAACGAAGACGCAGUCAGAGAGUGAGAGCGAUAGCAUAAAGGAAAAGGACGAACAGAAGACAAAGGAAGCUGAGAAAUCAAAAGAAGUGAAGUCGAAGGGAGCAGAAAAGUUAAAGAAUGAAGACAAGUUGAAGGAAACAGAGAAUAAGAACAAACUGGAGAAUCAGCAAGAAAAGAAUUUAGACAGUAAGGAGGAAAAGGAGGAGGAGAAAAAAGUAAAGAAUAGCUUGCGCAACAACGAAAAGGAUCUGUCGGAUGAUCGUGGUGCGCCCUCUACCGACAAUUCCAAACCGAUUACCGUUGCUAGUGCGAACGUCAACGUCAAGAAGCCAGAGUUCUUCAUCAAACAGAGCAACAAGGCGUCGCCAAACUGUCUUAUUAUUGGCAAGAAGCCAUCAGAAAUGAUGCCUGUUGUCGCCGCCGUUUCCUUUGAGCAGAUGGCCGACGACUGCUCCGAUGAGACGGCAAGCAUUGGCGGUGGGCGUCGCCGACGCCGAAUGCCAGCUCGGGUCAAGGAGUUGCCCAUUCAGAAGGUAACGGAGCAGCGGGUCACACGGCUCCAGCGACGCAAAUCGAUGUGCAUUGGAGCUGCCAACAGUCUGCGCAGCUCGACAUCCCCCGUCAAAAUGACACCCCUGCCCAGGAGCAGCCUGGCCGCAAGUCCGACUGCGGCAAAAACUCAGGCCAAACCGCCUUCGAAACCGGCGGCACCCAAGCCAUCUACUGUUGGCUCCAGGGAUGACAUCUUUCCGCGUCCGCGUGCUGCAGCUCCGGUGUCCCAGCAACUGGUCCUAGCACGUCGUCCUGCCGCUGCGCCUGGCCAGCAACAGUCGCAGCAGCAGCCAGCGACGCAGUCUUUUCCGGUACGUCAAGUCAAUGGCGUUGGUCGUCCACAAGGUCCUGCUCGAGUGGCAGUUAAUCCUGCCAAGCGUACCUUUACUGUACCUACGACACUGGCUCCUCGUCCUCCAGCUCCCGCGUCGGUGGAUGCCUUGAAGAUACCACCUGUGUCGGGACCCUCAUCAUCGUCUCCUCCUCUGCAGAGACUAGUUUCCUCGAGCAGCACAUUAGUCAUAAGCACCACCAGCGGUCCCGUGAGCAGCCACAAUACUAAUACCAUCAGCACAUCCAGCUCCGGCGUGGUAGCCGUCACAGCUUCCAUUACCGCCUCCCCGAUUGUGAGCACUACUCCGCCGGUUGUCAAGCGUAGCGACCGAUCCACGCAGACGGGGAGUCAGGAUAUCUGCUCGGAUGAUUAUUUCCUGGACAUGGUGCGACCACAGAUGCAAGAGAUGAACUCGCGGCAGAAAAUGCACUUCAAGCAGAAGAUCUUUCACGCUUUGAUGGAAACAUUCGACGAUGCCACCGACUUUCCCAACAGUGGAGAAGUCCAGCACUUCAACAUCAACACGCCGUCCGGCUUUGAGAACGUCUCGGACCCGGAACUGCGUCUUGUCCGGGAGCUGGUUAGCAUGGUAAGCGCUGCCAAGCACUCAACCUUAGGCUCCUCUGCAACUCCAGUUGCAGCUAAAGUCGCGGCCGUUGGGCGCGGGGGCAUCCAAAGGGCUCCACAGCGAAUUAUCAGGCAAUUGGCGGCAACUCCGGGAGGAGUUGACGAAGAGAGGGUGUUGCGCAUACACCCGGUGGGCAACAACACGAAGGUACUGUCCGGAGGCUAUGCCUUACCAGCUUCAAUGAUGCUCAUGCGCAAGGACAGCAUCGAUAGCAACAGCAGCGCCCGAGCAGUACCGGGCGGAAGUAGAGCCUUUGUGGUGCCCAACAGCAGUCCCAAGACUCCACGAAUUGCCGAUCCCUUGACCAACUUGUUUGCUACUGGUUCAGGAGGAGCUAGCAAGGCUUCACCAGGUGUCCAGCCAACAGUGACUGCAGGUAUCUCCAAGGAGCCCGUUCUGGUGCGUCAAAUGGCCAGACGAUUCUCGAUCUGCGGUGCCGGUGGGCCCACCGCUUCCCUGGCCUCCACCUCUGUCGCUGCCGCCGGCUCCUCGCCGGCAAACAACGUUGCGAUGGAAACUCUUAAGCGCCGCCUGGUGAAUCCCUCGCAGACAACGGUGCCGCCCCAGCAGCGGGUACGCUACUCCAACAGUCCACAGUCGCAGGCCAUUGCUCCGGGCAACAGUCUCCUGGUACGUCAAAGCGCUGCCGUCGCCCAGAAGCAACUGUCACCCACUGGGGGCGUCACCGUUCCACAGAAGACUCCGCAGAUUGCCAGCAUUCAGGGAGGAUCGUUCAACGCCUUCGCCGCGCCCAACUCGAUGCGUGGGAACAACUCGAGCGGUUGCACGAUCUCCACACCGCCACUAAAGCGUGGCAUGGUCAUUGCCAAUGUAAAGAGCAGCUCCCAGCAGAGAUCAACCGUCUCGGCGGUUCGUCCUGCCCAACCAACUGGCUCGUCCCUUCUGCAGGGCAAAUCGACCUCAGCUCCCAAUGUGGCCAAUCUUCUAGCCGACUCUCGUCCCCAAAACCCGGCUCAAACCCAAUCCAAAACUCCAUCCAUAUCCAAAUCCCAGCCAGUCAGCUCUGCUGCGAAUAAUGAGCACGAGGAAACGGAAAUGGCGGGCGUCAUUGCAGCCGAUUACUUUGACAUGAGUCGUCUCAAGCGUGAGCCCCAGGACACCAUGGAUGAUGACAUAUUGGGCAUGUAGUCCCUUUCAAGAAAAUGACCACUACUAAAAAGUUCUAUGGAAUUUCGAAAUCUGUUUUUGUAGGUUUUAAGCACUAAAAUGAUAAAUCUUCGAAUUUUUAUCAAAUCAAUUGAUAUAUUUUUUUUUUAUUAAAUUGUAGAAAUACACACACACAUACACACAGAUACAUUUAUUCAUGUUAAUGUUUAUUCAGCUUUGAAUAUUGAUUAAUUUUCGUCAUUGAAGACAGAAAAAUUACUAUUUAGUUUGUAAAAGUUUUCCAUAUUAUUCAAAUAAAAUUUGUAGUUCUUAAA